AUGUGCACUUUGGAGAAAACUGAUCCGUCAGCAACAUCUGGGCAUUCCGUCGCUAUCGUAAAUUCGAUUUCUCGGGCUACAUUAAUGGAUCGACAAAAUAAUUUACAUUCUGUAAAGGAUGAUCCAUCUAGUCACCACUGUUUGACACACUUUAAAAACAGAAAGUCAUAUAAAAACAGACCUUCAAGUUCUAUGUACAGAUUGAAAAUCCUCAAACGUUGUGGUCGGCACUUAAAACGAUUAAUUGGACAUAAAAUUGAUGUUGACGAAACUGUUUUGAAAAUGAUGAUGAGAAUGACGAUGAUAAUUGUUCGGUUUCAACAAAUUCUUGUCCAACUAUCACCAGACUAA
Molecule: messenger RNA, 351 nt
Organism: Schistosoma mattheei
Lineage: Eukaryota; Metazoa; Platyhelminthes; Trematoda; Strigeidida; Schistosomatidae
Source: the annotation of a GenBank genome assembly